ACCCUCGAACCUCUUCGGCCUGCUCCUGACAGUGAACCCUUGAUACGCACUUCCUUUCGCAAUAAUGACAAUUCGUCAAAAAGAGAACGCACACCACGAGCUGAAGAGGCAGCUGGCGCUACGAUACGCGCGGCCCACAAAGAUGGCGAGCAGAGCACAAGCAUCACCAAUACCGUACACAGCCUUGAAAGAAGAGACCUUCACAUAUGUGCUAUUGACGGCACCACCGCCGAGGAUAGUUCUACAACUCAAUUGCAAGAAGAUCGUAGUUCGCCCAUCAAUACAGGGCCGCCACAAAUUCCUCAUGACUCAUAUUUUGCAGAGCAUGAUGAACGCCAAUCGACGUUACAAACGAAGGGUCUGCCCACUAACGCUGCGAUGGGAAUGGCCGCGCCAGAUGCGCUGCAAAAGGCUACGGGUCAAGAGCCAAUCCCAACUCCUGCAGUGCUGGAAUUGAGCCUCUCGGCAGAACCGCUACAUGAUGUAGCAAAGCCUGUGAGAGGGACCCUCGAAGAUCUUGCCGACUGGAAACUUCGAAUGAGAGAGCUGUACAGCGACAGAGCGGCACUUGCCAAAGAGCUGGAAGAGGGGAAGUCUGGAUUGAAAGGCAUCGAGAAAAAUAUAGAAGAUACCCGUGCGGAGCAGCGAAGAUUGGAGGACAAAAAGGCGGCAAUUGACCAGGAAAUUUUAGAAGCGGAUAAGGUAGGCAAACGAUACGAUGAGAAUCUGACAAGGGAGGAGGAGAAGACUUCGACGAGAGAGAUCGCCCUUCGCGACAUGAACGACAGGACUGAGCAUAAAGCUGGAGCUACAAGAAGUCUGGAACAUAUGUGA
Messenger RNA from Recurvomyces mirabilis, 834 nucleotides. RefSeq lists its product as uncharacterized. The annotation marks the transcript as partial. The record is from RefSeq and is a predicted model, not a curated record. The transcript has a single exon. NCBI's taxonomy places the organism in Eukaryota, Fungi, Ascomycota, Dothideomycetes, Mycosphaerellales, Teratosphaeriaceae.